Molecule: messenger RNA, 1794 nt
Organism: Fraxinus pennsylvanica
Lineage: Eukaryota; Viridiplantae; Streptophyta; Magnoliopsida; Lamiales; Oleaceae
Source: the annotation of a GenBank genome assembly
AUGAUGCAGAAUUAUCAUUAUCAUUAUCAAAUACCCAUAAAAAAUGAAGCCAUUUUUGGGUGCCCAUUUGGAGCUUCAUCUCUACAGAGAAAAAGGAGAAAUUACCCGAAUGCACAAGCCACUCCUUCCAGAACCCAAAGGAUAAUGGAGAAUAUAGCAGUGAGUGGGGAAGUAGGUGGUGCUGGUGGUUCUUACUCAUAUAAUGCUUUGAAAAGACUCGACCAGUUGUGGUCUAGCAUUUGCUCCCCUCCAACGUCUGUCCCGGAACCCCGACAAGUAGUUUCAAAAGUUCCCGGUUUAUUUCACGAUUCUGAUCAGGCUGAAAAAUGUGUGGAUACGUUUGACAUCGUAGUUUGUGGAGGUACAUUGGGAAUCUUCAUUGCAACUGCAUUGAGUUCUAAAGGUCUACGAGUUGGAAUUGUAGAAAAGGCUAUACUGAAAGGGAGAGAGCAAGAAUGGAACAUAUCGAGGAAAGAACUUUUGGAGCUCGUUGAAGUUGGUAUUCUGGCAGAAGAUGACAUCAACCAUGUUACCUCUUCCAGUUUUAAUCCCAACAGAUGUGGAUUUGAGGGGAGGGGCGAGAUUUGGGUUCAUGACAUCCUUAAUCUUGGUGUCUCUCCUGUGAAGCUUAUUGAGAUCAUGAAAGAGCGUUUCAAUUCCCUCGGUGGUAUCAUCUUCGAGGAUUGCAGUGUAUCUCAAAUAUGCACAUAUGAUGAUGUAGCUGUGUUACAAUUAGCAGAUGAAAAGAUUUUAUCAUCGCGUCUCGUCAUUGAUGCAAUGGGGAAUUUUUCCCCCGUGGUAAAACAGAUCAGACGUGGAAGGAAACCAGAUGGGGUUUGCCUAGUUGUUGGUUCUUGUUGUCGUGGUUUCAAGGAUAAUUCUACAAGUGAUGUCAUAUUUAGUAGUGCUUCUGUGAAGAGCGUUGGAAUGUCAUCAGUACAAUAUUUCUGGGAGGCCUUUCCUGCUGGAUCGAAUCCUCUGGAUCGAACGACAUAUAUGUUCACCUAUGUUGAUCCUCAACCGGGAUGCCCGAAAUUGGAGGAGUUACUAGAAGAUUAUUGGGACUUGAUGCCAAAGUAUCAGGGCAUGUCUCUUGACAAUCUGGACAUCUUGAGAGUGAUAUAUGGCAUUUUCCCUACAUACCGUGAGAGUCCAUUGCCAGCAGCAUUUGAUCGUGUUCUACAGUUUGGGGAUGCUAGCGGCAUACAAUCACCUGUUUCUUUUGGUGGUUUUGGGAGCUUGACCAGGCAUCUUGGCAGAUUAACAAUGGGCAUAUAUGAAGCGAUCGACAACAAUUUUCUGGAUGCCAAGAGUUUAUCACUGUUGAAUCCAUACAUGCCUAACUUAAGUGCAUCCUGGUUGUUUCAAAGAGCCAUGUCUGCAAAAAAACAGUCCAAUGUUUCACCUAAUUUCAUCAACGAGCUUCUGUAUGCAAAUUUUGAGAGUAUGCAGAAAUUAGGAGAUCCAGUGCUGAGACCAUUUCUUCAGGAUGUUAUACAAUUCGGACCUCUUGUGAAGACACUGGGACUCGUGAUGCUAAACAGGCCUCAGAUUAUACCAUCAAUAUUCAAGCAGGUAGGUAUUCCCGUGCUUCUCGACUGGUCGGGACAUUUUUUCAUGUUGGGAUAUUAUACUUUUCUUUCCACCUACUUCGACCCUGCAAUAAGGCCAUUGUUAAACACAUUUCCAGCCAAAAUGAAAUACGAGUGGAGGCGUCGGCUUGAGGCCUGGAAAUAUGGAGCUGGUUUAGACUACAAAUUGAGUAAUUUGGGAAAAGAUAAUAGAGAUGAAUGA